UAUAGGAUCCGCUGGUCUUGGUGUUGAAAAGAUCAGCGCCACGAGGUCUUCCGCUGACAUGAACGCAGAUGUGAGAGUGAAAGAGAACGAAGACGGACGACUUCACCCUCCAGGUUCAUCAAGCAGUCUGUCCAUCUCUCCAGCGUGGGGUGGGAACGCAAACAAUAACGAAUUUUCGCCACCGCCUCCACAUAAUCAGCCCAACAAAAUUCUACGAACUUACGUCCGCAGCCCUACCCAACCGAGCCCCUUACGACGGUUCACGCGACCUGAACUCCCACAUCAACGCUUGGUGCAACUUCACGAUAACCUUAAUUACACGAAUGCACAAACGAACAAAUAUAUUAUCGACGACACCAAUAGACAUCAAAUUGGUUAUAGCGAUUCCCAAUUAUCACAGGUUUUUAGACAGCAGCAGUCCUUUGAUCCGAAUUCCCAACAGACAUUUGGGCCGAAUACCGCACAGCUAUUUGAUCCAAGUUUCCAGCAGUCCUAUGGUUCUAAUUCCAAACACUCUCAUUAUCCAAUUUUGCAUCAGUCAUUUGAUCGAAAUUGUCAACAGUCAUUUACUUCGGAUGGCCUACAGUCUUUUGCGAUAAAUUACCAACAACCAGUUGAACCUAAUAGCCAUAUUUCGUUCGAUCAUAAUUCCCAACAGCCAUUUGCUCAAGAUUCUCAUCAACCAUACGAUCCAAAUUCCCAACAACCAUUUAGUUCAACUUGCUUACAGCCAUUUACUCCAAAUUUAUAUCAUUCAUCUGGUUCAAAUUCCUCUCAAUCCUGUGAUCAAAUUUUGCACAAGUCAUUUAAUCAAAUUUUACAGCAGCCAAAUAGCGCCAUCUCAUAUCACAACAGCUCACGUCUACCCUCUUGUAAUCCUAACUUGCAACAACAACUUUCCAUUUCUAGCGCACAACAAUUGCAACAACGAUUUUUAGUUGAAAAUACCUCUCAUCCCCUGGAGGCGGAGCAAUGCUCGCAGUUGCUUUUGAGUGCUGACAACCGCCUGAAUUUGACCGCCGAACAUCUUCAGAAUAGAAGCCCAAGCCUUCAACAGCAUCCUAGUUCUCAGCUGUCGUUCAUUUCGAGUGUCGAGACUCCGACGUUUGCCACUAUUUCUCACGAACAGAAGCUGAGCCCAAGCACUCAACAACAGACAAAUAAAACAAAUUCACAUUUGCAGGGGAUCGGUCUCAACCCAAAACAUCAGGAACAGAAGCUGAUACAUUCGAAUGCUGUACCGAAGUUAGUGCCAAGUCCAAAUCAACGGACCCAUCCGACGGCGGCUCCAUAUCAGUGCCACUAUCGCAGCGCCACUUUACAGUCAGAUGCACCGCAGCUGUUACCGCCCAGUCCCGAGUUGAAGGCAGUACCUCAUCGUCCUCGUUCCCCACAUUUAAAAAAUCAGUCGCAUCGCCAACCGCAAGUUCGAGCUACCAAUAAUUUGGUACAUGAUUCGAAUCAUUUGUUAGAUCAUCAACCUAUUAACGACAUUUCUCAUUCAAACAAUCAAUCGUUUUUGAAUCAUUCGUUUCUGGAUCGAAGCUAUUCAUCGGACCGUCUCAAUCGCUCUUCUUCGUCCACUCACGCUCCCAAUGCCUCCUCUAACGAUUCCAUCAAACGAUCACAAAUAACUCCAGAAAAUUCUCCGUCUCAAUUGCCUCAAGUACAAACUCCACGAAGAGAGGCCGUUGCAACCCCGAUUUUCACAUCAGCUGACAACGUUAAGAAUAGUUUCCUGGACACCAGUUUAACUAGUGAACCUUCAAUCCAGUCCUAUAAUUGGUCAGAUCAGGCUUACAAUGCAAGUCGAAGCGAAGUUCCAGAGAACAAAGUAAAUGCUAUCCGAAGCUCGUGCAUGCGUCGUCCUCAGCCUGUGUAUGCCAAUGCCCCACCCAAACCAAAGCGUCAGAAUGUCUUCACCGAUCAUAGUUCUUCCCCUGAUCUUGUCAGCAGUUCACAAGAAGACCGUCGGUCAACUGGUCAAGCCUCGUCAUCUAACCUAAGCGGUAAAGUUUUCUUGCUGAACACAUCCUCUACUGAGAGACGUACUCCUGAUGUGUAUGGUGCUACUGCGUCUUCCAGUCACGAGUAUGAAGAAAUGCACGACUUGAUUGAGAAAAACACCACAAGUAAAGAAGUUCGGGCAGAUGCUCAGGAUUUCGACAACACACACAAUUCGUCUAAAGUAUCCGAUGACUUCGCUGAGCUAGAUUCGUUCAAAGUAAUAGAAAGCAAUUCACGUAGAGUGGUUCGCCCUCAGAGUGCUGAUAUUUUGGACUACCAAAGGACCAGGAUGUCGUACGAUUCAGGUUUUGCGAAUGAUCAUGAAACACAAUCCCUCUCUCGCAUGCGAAGUCAGUCUUCUAUGGGGGAGGAAAUUGAUUAUUGGUCUGAAGAGAACUACGCUCAAAAAAUGCGACAAUCCUCAAUUUAUCAUUCCAAGAAUCUGGCGCUGUCUUCUCAUGGCCGAAGUGCCUCGUCAAUCGGAGCCAGAAUCCCUCCCGCAGGCGCCACCACGCCUGACCUUUACACCAUUAACCAUCGGCGAACUGUCCCGGAAUUGAGGGAAAAACUAACCUUAUUUUCCUCCAAUAUUCGAGAAGAUAAUGGAGCGCGGAACGAUGUAACGUGCAAAAAUUCCUCGUUGCCGACGGCCGCAGAGGAACACAACUUGUCGCAAUGCAGCAACAACGAUGCGUUGAACGCAAGUUGUGCCGAUACUUCGUUCUCGGGCUCCACUUCGGCCAAGCUAGUAGGUGACCGUAGAGAUGAUUCUCUCAGUUCUUCAUUUGCGCAAGAAUUUGAAGAACUGGAUGAUAAGAAACUUUAUUUGAGAGAGGAGUCGAUGAAGAGACUGCUGGAGUGGAAGCAGCGGAUGCUGCAGUCGCCGCUCACGAAGAAGAACUCGCCGCGGUCUGCGUGCCCGUCCCCAGCUGUGGGGGCCUUCGCUAGCGCCCGACGCUCCAAGACUCCAGACGGUGUUACUCAUCACCGUGGUCACGGUGGCACCCACAAUCACACUGGAAGUGAUGAUGGUGUUACUCAUCAUCGUGGUCACGGUGGUACCCACAACCACACUGGAAGCGAUGAUGGUGUUACUCAUCAUCGUGGUCACGGUGGCACCCAUAAUCACACUGGAAAUACUAAUCAAGUUCGUGAAGGUCCCGGAUGUUCGAGUCCUCAAUGCACUCUGCGUCAGCACGUAAACAGUCACAAAAGUCAUUCUCGGAACGAUGCCGGGAUUGAUGGUACGGUUGGUCACUCCUGUGCCUUUGCCGUACAUUGUAGUGGGUCUAGAGUGCCCUGUAGACCGAGUCCUGUGGGAUCCAAGGAUCCUGCGUGCGAGUCUCGAGAUCAUGGUGCCAGAGGGAGCCUCGAGAAAACUGCCUGUAGCAGCUGUAGACGAGUACGAGACGAGUCUCACGCCCAUUUACACACCUGCAAGCACGAGGACUCGCGAGACUGUCUCAAAACCAGUACCCGGAGGAGAGACGAGACAAGAGACAGCAGCAGCCGACGUAAGGAGAAGGAAGCGAGGCGUUCAGUGUCGUCGUCUCGUUGCGCCAGCUACUCUUCUGAUGAAAAUGAUCAUGUUGAAGAUCGCGGAUCAAGAAGAAAAACUCGUCGAAAUUCCCGUCGUAGUUCGUCUUCGGAAAUCAUCAACGUACGGAAAACAGACACGUCAUCUAAACCUGAAGUUUCCAGAAGGCCCUCGAGAAAGGUCAAAGUUGGAAUUUCCUCACCUGAUUAUGUGAACUUCUCGGCGAUGGGUAACUCGAACAGUCAGUCAGGUGACACUCAUAAAGUAGUUCCUCCAAGUCUUCGUGCGGAGCCUAUAUUUAUUGAUAAUCUCGGAAAUGAAGUGAAGAAUUCGUGUCUUAACAGUAGUCAGGAGACAGCUGUGUACACUGACAACAAUUCUAGCCUUGAGAGGGAGAUACUUUUAUUGACCAAUUCGGAUGACCUGAAUACUGAUGCUGGAGCUCUUACUGCAUCCGGGUUUCACGAUGAAAAAUUUAUUCCUGUUUCCUCUUCGACCUUGCUUAGUCCAAGUACAGACUGCCUAUCCCCUUCGAAUGAUGUCAAAUUCAACCGAUGUAGGAGAUCUGUUGAUGAUCAUUGCGCUAAAUAUUCAGACAGCGGAUAUGACACUUUACGCCCUGAUCAUAACGCUCGUAAUGAUCAAAGAGAUAAAGACAUAAACAACGGUUCUAAUGAUUCUCAGCUCAUCGCGAGUGAAGAAACACCCGUUAAAAUGAGAGAUAUUCGACCGAAGAAAGCCUUGAGACCAGAAACAUGGAGCCCGGGUAAGUUUUCCAACACUCUUUCAGUCGAUGGAGGUUUUGAGCCCAAUUCUUCUUAUGCCGAUGGGAAUACUUCGCGUAGUAUGAAUUCGAACAAUUCCCCAGGACAAAAUGCAUGUCCGGCAGCGAGCAUGUCCCUUGAAAGUCCUAAAAUUGUUAGAGAAACUCAAGAAGCUGCUCAAAGGACGCUCGUUCAGGACCGAAUAAAAGCUUUUAACCGAAUGGAAGAAAGUGAACUGUCCAAGGGCGCUAAUUCAAGGAGAAAAAGCGUCGAUGAUUCUCUCUUGCAUCCGCCGCCUCGUCUGCCUAAAUGUGAGGACGUCAAUCCUGCGGAUGACAAUUCAGAAAAUUUCGUUUCUCCGCUUAAUGCAACGUUUGCUUUAUCUCAGAGCACUGUAGUUAAGGCAUACGAGGCUCAGGUUAAAAGUGUUCAGAAGUAUGGGAAAAUUUCCGAUCAUUCUCUUCCUGAAGAGGUCAACGACACUAAAAGCCCCGAAGAUAUUGUUUUUUCUAGGCUGAGCAGGAACAAUCUUCGAAGAUUCUUAUUCGAAGAAGAGAAUGCUACGAAGACUACAUCUCCCAGUGCCCACUGUAAUAGGUUGCUUGAGCGAGAAGGUCGAGGUCAAAACCGUGUUGCGAAAGUUAUCCGGGACAAUUUUGAGACGAACCCAAAACCAGAAAAAGUAAUAGUCAAUCAAACCCAUUUGCCGAAGAGGAAACCUCACAGUAAUAUGCAUAUGUUUUCUGACUGUGGGCCGCCAAGUCGAACUGAAGCGGAAUUAUUACUUCAUGGGACAAAGGAAAGGCAUGGACCUGUUGAAAUGAACACUAAUCCUUCUCCUCCAGCUCGCAGGGAAUAUCUUCCUGCGGAGCCUCCUCGCACUAAAAGUACUCCGAGUAAUUACAGAGUAACUGCAGAGAUAGAAGAACAAAUGUACGUUAAUAACCCUUGUGCUCUGAAUAAUGUGAUGGAAUGCCGUGCUAAUUCUGAAGCUUCUCUAGGUGACGCCCCUUCAGAAAAUGCUCCUCUUCCGCCCACGAACGCCUCAAUGACAAAUUCGGCCUGCCAUUAUCCUGUUGUUCCGGAGGAAAAUUACUUACCCAUGAGCCCACCCAGGAAACCGUUAUCUGGAGCCACAGCUCCAGCGAGCUCCUCUAGCAGCUUGAGUAGCAAGCAUCAACUGACCCCAGAACCGUCGACGUACGUGCCAAUUGAUGCUGCUGGUGAGUUCGAAGAGCACACUUAUAUUGAGAUGAAUGGCGAUGUUCCUAAACGUGGCCAGCGCCAACUCCUUGCUCCUCCUGUCCAGAAUCCAGCCACUUCGUACCAACGUGAUUCGAACAAGUUUGCCGCAUCGCAGCCUGUAGAGAGUCCACGGUAUUAUGAGAUAGGCGACCAAGAUGAGACCCAGCAUUAUGAAUACAUUUACAGAGCAGCUUCUCAUUAUGAAUCAAUUUAUAUGGAGCUGCCUGGCUGUCGACCAGCUGGUAUUCUUGAAGAAAAACCGGACCCCCCCGAAGUAUCUUAUGACGAUAAGUACAAAAAUUCAAAGUUUGCAGUUGCUCCAUCUUCUAAUCCUAAAAAAGGGAGGUCAGCUAUGACUAUUCCUUCUGAUCGCUCAUCAGACGCGGACGACGAAGCAUCGAAAGACUUGGAUUCAAUAGAUUUUCCAAGGAACAAAAGAUUCAGUCUUUCCGAUACUUUCCGUCCAGCUUCUUAUUACCUGAACGGAGCAGAACCAAGCAGUGAUCCUGAAGGGCAUGACUCCUCUGACUCCGAUUUAGUUUCGCCUCCUCCUAUUCCCACGAGUCCGCCUCCUUUAGAUGAACUCGACCACGAUUCGAAAGUCGGUCUUGAUUAUGAUAAUCUGGCUACGCCAGAGCCACCGCCUCAUUUGCGAAAUGCUCUCAAUGCCUCACGAUCAUCUCGUUCAGGAAAACGACUCGUGAAAGAAGAACAACCAACAUUUGUUCCCGCCAAUUACAUAAUGCAUGAAUCUUCAAAUUUUGUUAACCCUGUUGGUCCUGAUAUGUCGAACUUUUCUAAAACACCCUAUUCUGAAGAGCAUUUUGGCUCGCAAAACUUUGAUAGUUUUAUUCUAGGAUCGGAAGAUCAAUAUCCUGUGUCGGCUGCCUACCCUGAAAUAGACUCAAGAUAUCAUGAACACAGCCGAGCUAACAGUAACGUUUCGUUUGAAACGAUGCCGUCUCCUGCUAAACACAAUCCCCAUUUAGAAAAUCCUGCUAUUCCUCGUUCUGGAUCAUCAUGCAAGAUCGAAUCUCAUGUUCGCAGUUUUGACUCUCCUCGAAAUCUUCCUAAUACCUCGAACAAAAAUCAGCGUCAAGUUUCCAAACCAGUGGACGGUUUAUUCGAAGAAGCACCUCGAAAUAUCGAUCGCGUUGUUGACAGGGAGACAGAAAUUGCGUCUCAUUAUGACCAGCAGUGGAGUGGAGUGGUGUAUCAAAACUUCCCUGCGAUGGGUGCCAACAACUUGUCGGUUUUAGGCGACAAAAAUAUCAACGAUAUGACUGAGUCUAAAGAUCAUGUAACUGAGAGUCCUGAUUUUAAGCAUUCUAAUACUUACAGUAAAAAUCUUCCUCGGAGUGAGAAGAAUGUACACGUACGUGAUCUCUCCACGACAUCGAACCCUAGUGAUACGAGUCCCAGAUCUGCUCCGUAUUAUUACUCGGAUGUUAUCAGAGAUUCCCCUGAUUCUGUUCAUCCAGUAGCAGUUUCCCCUAGAGCUCGAAUAGGUCAGUUGAAUAAUCAAAGAGACAUGGACCACAAUAAACGCCAGGACAUCGGAAGGAAAGUCAACCACAUUGGAAUGUCCUCCAUCUCAGAUCAGCGUAAUCUUGUUUCUGAACUGAGAGCUUCUGCUCAAAUAUUUGAGAAGAAUUCAGGCCAUCUCGUUACAACACCUGAAACUGAAAUUGUUUCUCAACUUUUGAAGCGUGGUCAGACCUCAAACUUUGAAGUGGAUUCUCGUAAUAUUUAUUCUACCACUUUAUUCUCUAAAGCCGACCCCAUUACCUCUCAAUACGUGCAUCGUCGUACCCGUUCGUUGGAGGGACUAAUGGAUGAAAACAACUCUCGCAGCCAAGAACCAUUACCCUCCGUUGAAACAGAGUCGAAAGUAUACCCAGAAAAGCAAGUACAGCAGAGAUGUUUAAGCGUUACUAGUCAUUUGUCGUAUCAGUCGAAUCAAGAACUGGCCAAGUUUCACACUAGCUAUCACGAAAAAGAAACUUCUCGUUUAGAGAGUAACCCAUCUCGCUCAUCAAUCUUUGGAGAUGCGCGUCGAGCUGAGUCUCGAACGUCUAAUGAUCCUAGACGAUUAUCGCCUCGCCAACAAGACAUGGGCAGUGAAUUGAAUCAUGAUAUGAGUUUUCUGGAAGCGACAGAAGCUGCUAGCAACUGGGAAGACGAUCAAGAGUGGCGGAACCAGUUAAGGAGAGCUUCACUUCGGCACACGAAAUCUUUGGAAACCUUGGAUGAAAAUAAAAGGGGUCCUAUCCUUCCCUCAGAAUUGCCCUCAUUUACAGAGCAGGUGCCUCCGGAUGUUACCGAAGAUCGCAGAGGAACUUUACACAAGCGUUCUCAACAAAACAUGAACGAGUAUCGAGUCGAUUAUCGUGAAGGUUUAAUAAAUCCUAUUCCCAAGCCCCCGGGUGCUCAUGAGACACUCGAGAGAACGCGUCGUGGUGUGACGUACCUGGAAGGUUACGAAUGGGAUCCCAUGGAAGAAAAGUUCACCAAACCUCUAGAUUCCUCAGCAAGCGAUGUUAACGACGUAAAUAGCGUCAAUCAGUUUUUAGACGAAGGCCUCUCAUCUCUCCUAGACGAACAAGCUACGGACACAGUCGAAACAAAUCAUCCUGUCCAGACUUUAACACCUACUUCGAGCAGCCAAAUAACAACUUACGAUCAAAAGUCAACAAUCCAACCAAAAACGGAUGGCUUUAACGAUCGAACAGAGGAAGAGAUUAGUCAAUCACAAAGGGAUGAGAGGCCGAAUAUACUUAGUAAUAACGCGAAACGCCUUGAAGACGUUUCACGUACCUACGCAAAUAAUUCAACCGAGCACCAAGAGAGCUGCGAAUCUGAGUUGGCCAGGGAAGGACUCGCUACCAACCCUGAUCAAGCAGAUGUGAGCAAGUUGGGAAGCAACCGACUAGAGCCAUACGAGAACUCAGCCUACGGAGGCAAAUACUCGACACAGAACUGUGGAGGGUCCAUGUAUGAACCCCUGACUCAGAACCAGACAUACCAACCGCCGCUGCAGUCAAGCGACCUCCAGAACCAAGCAUACCAGCGGGGCGCUAACAUUUACUCCAGUUCGUCACACCUUGGUUAUAGAGGCGUGACAGAUAACAUGUCACCAUACCACCAACAGCCACCACAACCACCUAACUACCAAGAGACCGUCAACAACCUCUACAGGCGUUUGUCCCAGGAACAGUUCACCGACCCGGGAAGAAGCUAUGGCAACGGAAACAGUUUACCUCACUCACAUUAUUCCGAAUACAACGCGUACAGUAGCGAGACCAGUCCUGUGCAUGUGUAUGGGCACAAUAAGGCCAACCAAAAUACCUACAUGUCAGCCACUGCUCUGCGCCAGAGCAUAGAAGGUAUGGACAGGCUCAACAAGUAUCACAAUUACGAUAUCGACAAAGAUUAUCCUCCAGAAGACAUCUACAAAACCCGUGGUGACUACGGAACGUACGCGACUGGACUUGGUCACCUCUACCGAAAAGGAAAUUUAGACCUCAGCGAUCCAGAACUUGUAUAUAUGGAGCAAGAGCGCGUCCACCAGCAGCACAUGCUUAUGAAGGAGGAGGAAGAACUGAAGGCGGAGGAGCGUCGUCGCAAGAUCAUCUCAGACGUGGUGAGGGACGGCACCAGCAACGGGCUGGCGGGCGUCAGUGCCGGCGAGCUGUUGAACAAGACGCACGAGGAGCUGGUGCUGCUGCUCAUACAACUGCGUCGGCAGCACUCGGCCCUGCAGGAGGCCAGGAAGCAGGCCCGGGCUGAGAGAGAUGCUCAUUGGCAAUAUUGGGACGCCCAGAACGCCAACGACAGCCUGGAGUUCACACGUCGCGUGCAGGAGCGCCGCAUCGUGGACGAGGACAGGGAGGAGUACGAGCUGCUGUCCCCCGACCAAGCGGACCUCGAGGGUAAAGUCCUGCGCUUGUAUAACCUGGAACACGCGAUCCAGCAGGAAUCUCUUACCAUUCAGGCUUUGCAGACAGAAAAGGAGUCACUGGAACGCGCGUUGUUUGCUCUGCACUCGAGUUCGUCUCAAGUUCCAGCCACCAUCGAGGAGGCUCAGAGACGAGAUCGACUCCGAUUGCGCCUUGAGAGGGAGCUUUCGCAACUACGAUCCCAUCUUGCCUUGUCUUCUGGGAAGCUGGAAGAAACCGCCGCCGAGAACAGUCGCCUGGAGCACGAGAUGAUGAUGUUGCGGCAGAAGAUACAGCAGACGAUGGCCCGCAACGCUCGGCGUGACUGCGGUGACGGCACAUCCAAAACCCGGCACAUUGAGAGCGAGAUGCUUCGCGUUCAGGCGCUUCUUGAAGACCUGCAGAACAGACGUUUGCAUCUGAGUCAACAGAUCCACAAGUUGACGAUGUCUAAUUCCGAAGAGAAACGACUCUAUGGCCUGCAUUCCUCCUCGCCCCUGAGUCUCUCCAGCUCAUACCACAGCAGCACGGGAGCUUCUCGGCAUCGUUCACACACCACGUGGCUGGAGACCGACCUCGAUCUCAUGAUCACUCGGGAUAUCGGCGUAGACAUGCCCGACUCGCCUCUGCUUGAUCCAGACUCCAUGGACAUUUAUCGGAGAGGAAUGGGCUAUGAUUCUGAGAGUCCUUACAUGUCCGGGAUGUACGGCCGGACUGGUCUUCCAUCAUCCGAUGGUGAGGGAUCCCGUCGGGAAUUUUCAGGUAUCCGCCGUCACACGAUGGACUCGAGCUACUCCCGCAGACUGGAGCCUGACGAAGCAAUGUACGCCGUGGAAAAUCCAAUGGCCCUAUCCUCUGGGGAGCUUCGUGAUCGCGCUUUCUAUGGCGUCGGUUAUGACCGCAACUCUGCGACCAAUAAACCCGACGGCCAAGAGCAAGCGGGCAUUGGUGGACUUCGUCUUGAUGACUCUGAUGAUGCUGAUGAGCGCAUGAAGAGGUUCUAUGGUUUGUUACCUAAAGAGAAGUCUCUGGAGCCGAAGACUGUGCGGAUCGUGAAGCGCGAGUCCACAGAGCGUCGCAAGGACCGCACCUACAGCUCCAGCAGCGGCAAGAAACUUGGCGGAGACUCGCCCUUGUCGCACGUCUUGGAAGACGAACUCGAGAGCGACAGCGGCGAGCAAACAUCCGAGCCGGAAUUAGAUUCCGAAUCAUCUCCUGUUCACGUCCCUCUUGCUUCCUCCAUAUCAAUGACGAAGGGUUUGCCUCGUCACCAUUUAUCGUCUUCGUAUUCGUCUGGAUAUUCUUCCUCGUCUCAAACAUAUCUUGCUCAGCAACAGUCAUCCUAUCCUCCCUCUACAAUAAGUCUUUAUCAAAAUGCUCCUGAUUAUCAAUCUUCUUCCGUUAGUUCCGUUCCUAUCACCACAGCCGUGCCUGUGACAACCUCGGCGCUGCCCUCGUAUCAGGAACGCACGGCUUCCUUGCCUCGUAAUUAUGGCCGGGAUAGCGAGUGGGGCGAUCGGCCCAACAAACGAGCAACUCAAACUGGGGCAACCGCGACCAAAACAUCAGUUGCAUCAAACGUCUCUGCGUCGUCCUCCUCCCGGCCGAGUAACCUGCCUCUCAAACCUAAGUCUGCCUGGAAGUCAAAGGUCGAGACAAGCCCCGCGCAGAGUGCCAGGGAUCAGCUUUUCGGCAAUUCUCCACCCGUAUCUCCUUCAAAACCCCAGUCCCCGUCAUCCCCGGUGUUCAAAAGUGCCGCUGCACAAGAGAUUAUCAAAGAAAUUGUCUCGGAAGCUGAGAAAUAUCGCCGUGCUGUGCCAAAGGAGAAGAGGCGUCAUGUCACCAUUUCUAGCAGCAGGCCAAUAACAAUGGAAACCUCUCGUGAAUCUCUUGAAGAGGGAGCUCGAUCGCGCGACGACUGCGACAUGGCCAGGGCGCUGCGCCCCCGCAACCACCCUGACGUGGUCAAGUCGACGCUGAGCACCCGCGACCUGCGCAUCAACGAGACCACCAUUGACUCCAUCUUCGGGGCUCCCAGCAAGAUACAUAUUCCUGAGAGAUACGUCCCUGAUGAAGACGAUGCAAAAGACGUGUCGCCUGAGGAGCGUCGGCGUCGUGAAGACAAGGCGCUCAGCAUCAGGCGUAUGUUGACCGAGUCCAGCACGAGUCUCGCAGCGGACGCCCCUCAGGACCAGCCCUCACAGUGGGCCAAGGGUGGCGCAGACAGCGAUAACGGCGGAGAGUUCGUUGCUAAAGCCAAGGAGAGGAAGGAGAGGGAACAUAUCCUUGCUAUGAACCAAAUCCUGGCACGACAAGUCAUGGAGAAAAGCCGUCUUGUUGCUGCUCGAGCUAACAAGGCAGUUGAAAAUCAUUCAAGCUCAUCAGAUGACGACUCAUCUCCAGUUCAAACUCUUCCUUCGCGUCAGCAGCGUGAAAACGUACUAGUGUGAUGCUGCCGUGCAUAAGGAGAACGAAAUAUCCAUGUACCGUUGGCACUACAUUUUGAACUUGAUCAAUUGUCUAAGCUGCCAUCAACGAUGCGGGUUCUACUCUUUCUUAGAAAGUAAAGCCCAUACUUAUAGGUGUUUAAUAAUCAAAUUAUCUCUUCAAACAAUGUACAACUGUACACUCAGUGUUGAAAUGAUUUAUGUUGCGGAUAAUCGAAGAGGUUAAUUAAUAUCUAUAACGCUGAGCUUACUUUGACACACUAGAUGAUAAAUUUACACUUCUUGUUUAAUGUUGCCACCUGCUCAAAGACUUGUAAAAAACUUUGAAAAUGUUAAUUGAUGUUUCUCUGUGACGAAUGUUGUCUAAUCGUCUUGUAUAUCUACAAUGUUUUAGCUGCUAAACGCAGAGUCUUGCGUGUUCCAUGUGAUCUCUUGUCAGCUGCGGAAUAGACAGUGUGUUACCAGUCGCAUGGGAAAUAAUUCUGUUGGAACUCUUGAGGAAUGACUUUGAACCAUCCGCAAUCUAGAAGCGCUUCGAUCGAUUGGUCGUCUCUCAUGUAGACGAGUAAGCCUAGAAGUUCUGCGACUAGUUACUGACGUAUUCUUGGCUUCACAAUCAAUGUUUCGGUGAAUAAUACGCGAGCAGCUCACAUAUCAUGCCGACUAUCAAUAGUUACUGUCAUUUACUGGCGGUGUAGCUACGUCGCUGUAGGCAACUCCUGGAACAUUAAUUGUUGUGUUGAAGAUAUGGAGCAAGACUGCAAGCUAUGUACUCACUUGUUAGUUAUCUUUAAAUCCCACAAUACGCGUGUCGUAAUAAGACUGAUAUAUUAAGCUAAACCCUUGAUACGCGAACCUUGAACUUCUUGAUCUGCAACGCGAUUCUUUGAAAUUUCAUCGAAUUUCCUAUUUUAUUUUUUUACCCCACAAAGUUUGUUGAUAUCAAAGUAUGUGUUAGGUGUUUCACUGUAUGAUUAACUUUACAUUGAAAUGAAUAACUCGUGUGCCUCCAUAAUUUGUUCAACAGUUGAAGUUCAACGUAGUGUGUUCUUCCAUAUAGCGUCUUCGUAUGAAUUUUAUUGAUGGAGCUUAUUAAGCUACAUCCUUUCCAAUCAACUUUCGUUACCUUAAGCAACUGCAUGAUUUUGAUAUGAUAAGCCAGUUGAAUAAUUAAUGCGCAUCUUAUAUUUUACUUAAGUAAACUAUCUGCUUCUUUUCUUCAUAUUUGGUGACGUUAUUUGCUUUAGUUUGCCUCAACGUUCUACUUCAACUACGUGCCAAUUUGAUCAAUUUGUGAUCUCUGUACGCAUGAGUCUGUGUCGAAUUAUGAAGUGUACGUAAUCUUCUUCAAAGCAAGAAACCUACUUUGGUUCGUUCUAAUCUAUACUAUUUGUAUCUAAUUUUUUUGUCAAUGACGUGCCUAUGUAAGCUUCUAGGUUAUAGGAUCACGGCUCAUGAUAGCUGAGCCAUAUCGUUAUUACAAGAAUAAUUUGCAGGCAUGUGUUUUACAUUCUCUUGGUUUGACUCCCGUAAUUUAAGGAUUGGAGAGAUGUCGGCACUUCAUGUUCUUCAUGACUAUACUUCUUUAUCCUGUUGGCAUUCUUAAUGUUUCUUGUGUUGAUUUCAGUAGUGUAAGUGCAUUGACUGUAGUUCAAGUUGAGUAUUUGUAGAUCUGCGAUGUACUGAUCGUAUAGUUAUGCUACCCUUUGAUGCCAUACAUAUCGCACACGCGAAAAAUAUCACUCGUUAUAGGUUCGGACCGGCGCAUUUGUAAAUCCUUCUGUCAUAUAAUACCGUGUGAUUAAUAUUUAUUUAUAAUUGGUCUAUUGUAGGAAGGCUGCUGAUGCGUAUUAGGCCUACUCUUCUUGUUAGAUUUGAUUCCAUAUUUUGGAGCGCAAGUUUUAUUUCGUUCAGAAUUCUCAAUUUUUAAAUGUUAUCGAGACACCAGGCAGUGUUGCUGGGUAAAAUUAAUACUAUAAUUUCAAAUAAACGCAUCAAUUCUAUUUUGUAAAAUAUUUUCAGUGUC
Hyalella azteca is the source of this 13964-nucleotide messenger RNA. RefSeq lists its product as uncharacterized. The record is from RefSeq and is a predicted model, not a curated record. Lineage: Eukaryota; Metazoa; Arthropoda; Malacostraca; Amphipoda; Hyalellidae. The coding region runs from base 59 to 11941 and encodes 3960 amino acids. The transcript is spliced from 20 exons.